AUCAAAAUCAAACUUGUUGAGGGCUCAUGCCUUCGGCAUUCGGGAGCCUGAAUCUUUGAAGCUGCCCACCCACUCCGAUGGAGCAACUGAAGUGAAUAGAGAGACAUGAAGGCCCUUUCAAUUCUCCUUGACAAUGAUCUCGUGGCUUCUUCAGCGCUAGCCACUGCCAUUGCACUCCAUACAGUGGAAGAGAGCUUUCAAGUAUCUUCGUAUCAGCAGAAGUUGGGACUCAAAAUCACCAACACCUUCUCGGAAGUUCUACUCGAUUCAUUGCCCAUCUUUGUGGUGCUGCCGAUCGCAGCAGUCCUUUCCAAGAGCUUUCAUUGGGUCCGAGAUUCACUUGUGGUAGUGGCCGUUCUUCAUCCCAUCUUGGACCAUGUCGUCUUGACAUUGAAGGGGCGGAAACAACGACCAGGUUCCAUCACUGCAAUGGCUAUGGUGCUGCCACUGGGGGCGGCAAAUGUGCUUUUAGCCAAAAGCGAUGGUCCACCAUCCAUGUUGGGUGGUGGAAUAGGUAUAAUUAUUUCUCUCUUCUUGUACAUUGUGGCUGAUGCGGACAUUAAAGAUAUGAUCCAGAGAUCGGAUGCCAAGAAUCUUUGAUCCGGCGUGAGAUGCUCCUUUCAAAAGCCGGUUUCAUCAGAUUCGUUUCCUUUCAAAUCUACCGUAUGUUCUUGUGGGAAAUUAAAAGGAGACAGGUGCCUUUCAAGUUGUAGCUAAUAGGAGAAAUGUAAUGAGCUUUGUUUAUUCC
Molecule: messenger RNA, 748 nt
Organism: Seminavis robusta
Lineage: Eukaryota; Bacillariophyta; Bacillariophyceae; Naviculales; Naviculaceae
Source: the annotation of a GenBank genome assembly